AUGGGGGAAAACAGGGUCCGUAUGAGCCUCCGGACCAAUGGAAAUGCGGAGGCGGAGGUGGCCUCCCUGAACAGGCGCAUCCAGCUGGUGGAGGAGGAGCUGGACCGGGCUCAGGAGCGGCUGGCCACGGCGCUGCAGAAGCUGGAGGAGGCCGAGAAGGCCGCGGACGAGAGCGAGAGGUGGGGCGGAGGGGGAUUAGCAUCCGUCUAG
This is a messenger RNA of Menidia menidia (Atlantic silverside), 210 nucleotides long. The record is from the annotation of a GenBank genome assembly. Lineage: Eukaryota; Metazoa; Chordata; Actinopteri; Atheriniformes; Atherinopsidae.